AUGCGUGCUCUACUCCAGGUAUUGAUCACGGCCGCGGUCGCCAGCGCUCACACCCUAGUGCGAAGCGUGUAUGUCAAUGGUGUCGACCAAGGCACCAACUUUGGCAUUCGCCCACCGGCGAUGAACGGCCCUCCUCGAGCAGGCGAACCUCCUUUCAUCGAUGGAUCCGACUCUGGAACUGGCUCCUGGCCCAUCCGCGACCUCGACCUCCCCGACAUGCGAUGCAACAUCUUUGGUGAGAAGGAAGCACCCGACGUGAUUCGCGUCGUCCCUGGAGACAUCGUCUCCUUCGAAUGGGGCCACCGCAACCGUGGCCCUUCCGACGGUAUCAUCGAUCCAUCCCACAAGGGUGCCAUCGCUGUUUACAUCGCGCCUGCUCCUGGAGGCGAUAACAGCUGGGUCAAGAUUUUCGAGGAGGCUGAGUACGCCAAGGGUCAAUGGGCCGUCGUUCCCAAGUUGAUCAACAACCGUGGUGUGCACUCUGUUCGGAUUCCAUACAACUUGAAGCCUGGAUACUACCUCUUGAGACCCGAGCUCUUCACUCUGCACGAGGCUGAUGUCGCACAUAACGUCAACCGCAACCGUGGUAUCCAGCUCUACACCGAGUGUGUACAGAUCCUUGUUGGAGGAAACGGAACCGUUUCUUUGCCCCCUGGUGUUUCCUUCCCCGGAGCGGGAAGACUUACGCCAAUUGCAGCCUACAAGUACUCCGACCCUGGCAUCGUCUACAACCUCUAUUACACUCCCCCUGGUGGCGGCUACAAGGUCCCUGGCCCAACUGUCUGGUCAGGAGCCGCACCUUCGGUCACCAAUCCUCCCUUGGGCACGAAGAAGGGUCCUUUGACCUACACCCGGUGGUACACCUGGGUCGGCACUGACCGAACUGUCACCUGGACCGGCCCUGGCGGAUUGACCAGGACCCCUUACAACCCUGUCUGGCCCACCGCCACUGCCUGGGGUACCGCAGCCGGUGCUGCAGCUGCCGAGGCUGGUGUUCAAACCCCCGCACCAACCCCUCCUCCCGCGUAA
Coprinopsis cinerea okayama7#130 is the source of this 1029-nucleotide messenger RNA. Its product is annotated as endoglucanase B. The transcript is spliced from 7 exons. The record is from RefSeq and is a predicted model, not a curated record. NCBI's taxonomy places the organism in Eukaryota, Fungi, Basidiomycota, Agaricomycetes, Agaricales, Psathyrellaceae. The coding region runs from base 1 to 1029 and encodes 342 amino acids.